AAUUAAAUAACUAAAAUAAAAAACUAAUUAAGGCAGAAGCCCUAUUUUCAGUGCGUCUCUCUCAACCCUAAACUAUCUUCACUUCGAUCAUGCGUCAACCAACGGCGACCGGCGACAACCAAUGGCAAACAAAGUGACGGCGGCAACCAACGGAACGGAGGUCUAGGGGCGGCGUGGAACACAACUGAUGUUCAAACAGGGGAAACAGUAGCAAUCUUUGGAUUAGGAGCUAUUGUUUAGGCCAAAAGAAAGGAAAAGAAGAAGGACAAAGGCUACAACCUAUCUGUCAAACCUCUUCUAAGCAAUUCCUUAAUCAGAUGAAAUGUUCAAGGUGAACAAUUCAAUCCUUGUCAAAGGCCCAUUUAAAAUCUUCCAAAAUAUACAAAUUUCAUUUAAAAUCUCCCAUUUCCAUACGAAAAAUUCAUUUUCUAAUCCAGCAAUCCAGUUCAUUCUUGAAGAAGGCGGAACAUUCCAAUCCCCGCAAACCAACGAACCAAAAUCUUCAACCCAAAAUCAGCAGAAUGAAUUCUCCAGUUCGAUUUCUCAUCCUUGGCCUGAAUGGGUGACGUUGAUGGACAAGUUGUUAAAAACUGGAUAUUUUCAGGGAAAUCCUAAUGAUCCUAACCAAAUUAGAACUGCUUGCUUGAAUUUCGCUCGACACCGCUUUGACCUUAUAAGAUAUUUGUCCCGGCAAGAUAUUGCAGUGCUUGCAGGUUGUGGCUGUCCAAGCAGGGAUAGAAAAGUUGUCAACUCCGGAAAGCGCCUUAGGGUAUCGUUAGGCAUCGAGGAAGGGAAUGUCUGCAGCUUCUGCAUAUUGAGGGGAAGUUGUGAGAGGGCAUAUGUUGUGGCACGUGAAGAUCAAGGUGGUCGAACUGUUGAUGUUAUGCGGCUAUUGCUGACUUAUGGACUUGAUCCAAUUACUGGUGCUGUGGAGAAUAAACUAUCAUCGAACAAAAGAGUUAAGGAAUCGGCAAGAAAGCUGUUGAAAGAAAUUGUGAAUUUCAGUUUCAAAGAACUCAUCUCUGAAACACAGAAAUCCACAAACCCUUGGAGUCCAUCUGUACAAGGUGAUCACCAAGAAGGUCAGAACAGUGUCCCGAGUAAACAUGGUGAUUGGUUUUGUCCCAAAUGCAACUUCUUGAAUUUUUCCAGAAACGUUAAGUGCUUACAGUGCAAUGAUUUAUUUCUCGAAAGAGUUAGCAAGUUAAGAGAGGAGCAGGAUCAGCUUCCAUUAAAGAAAGGCGAUUGGAUUUGCGACAAAUGCCAUUUUAUGAACUUCGCGAGGAAUACAAGGUGUUUGCAGUGUAAAGAAAAGCCACCUAAACGGCAGCUUAAUUGUGGAGAGUGGGAGUGUGAAUCGUGCAACUACAUCAAUUUCAAAAGAAACAAGGUGUGCUUGAAAUGUGAUUACAGACGACCAAAAGCAUCUAGCGGAUCAGGUUCUCCCUAUCGAUCUACAAAACAAAGUAGAAUCAUUAGUCGAACACGGCCUUAUUUUGGUGAGGUGAAUCAAGAAACAGAUGAGGAAUACGUAGAUGAAUGGGAAUUAGUUGAUACUGACAAUGAAGAAGAUCAUUUUAGCUCAAUGUCAGGGAAUCAGGUAGCAGGAUUCGUUGAUUUUCCUGUUUUAGGAGGGAAAAGUGAAUUAUCUCGAAAUGCAAAGUAGCAAGACGGGUGGAAGAGAGAGAUGACUGUGAAAAUCUGAAUCACUUGCAAAAGAAAGAGAGAACGCUGCUGAUGAAUUUAACUCUUCUUUUAUACGUUAUAGCAGGCAUUGAACAAUGUUUUGAAACAAAAAAUAUAGUACUUCUCAAGUAAUAUAUCUUUGAUUCUCUCUUUUU
Capsicum annuum is the source of this 1841-nucleotide messenger RNA. Its product is annotated as zinc finger protein VAR3, chloroplastic. Gene Ontology annotation, molecular function: mRNA binding. The record is from RefSeq and is a predicted model, not a curated record. Bases 323 to 1666 code for a protein of 447 amino acids. Gene Ontology annotation, cellular component: cytoplasm. Lineage: Eukaryota; Viridiplantae; Streptophyta; Magnoliopsida; Solanales; Solanaceae. The transcript has 8 exons.